Glarea lozoyensis ATCC 20868 is the source of this 1629-nucleotide messenger RNA. RefSeq names its product Zn2/Cys6 DNA-binding protein. The record is from RefSeq and is a predicted model, not a curated record. Gene Ontology annotation, molecular function: DNA-binding transcription factor activity, RNA polymerase II-specific; zinc ion binding. Lineage: Eukaryota; Fungi; Ascomycota; Leotiomycetes; Helotiales; Helotiaceae. Gene Ontology annotation, biological process: regulation of DNA-templated transcription. The coding region runs from base 1 to 1629 and encodes 542 amino acids. The transcript has 4 exons.
AUGUCAUACGAAAUAUUCAUGGGGGAUGCGAGUCUUCAAUUGUGUGCAUUGUCAAGUCGUAACGCAGCAGAUGAUUUCAGUGUAGCGGUGAUUCCGGAAUCUAGAAUCAUUGGUAUCCGUGUGACCUCUAGAAUGCGUGCUUCUGGUGCAAGACCUACGUGCUCCCGCUGCUCUAGGCGUUUCACCAAAGAAGGCGGGAAAGGACUCAUAAGACAGAAAGCAUGUCAUGGUUGUGCAAGCUCCAAAGUGCGAUGCGAUAUUCAAAAGCCGACUUGUGGCAGAUGUCGUGACCGCAAUCUUAAUUGUGAAUAUUUGAUCGUAGACGAACGCAGAAAUGACGUUUUGCAGCGAUCGUCGAGAAUCAAGGAGAGAGGGCAAGUUGACGAGCCGUUACCUACUCACCAUCUGACUGAGAAUCACCAUGUGUUAAGACUCCCUCAUCAACCAGGGCUUUCUGAUGGAUCUACAUCUUCUUCAGCAUCUUCUGGGGCUUAUAAGGACGCACUUAGAAAUGGCGAAGAUAUCCAAACAAGUGUAUCUUCAACAUUAGAAGUCAUGCAAGAUCAGAAUUCCAACAAUCAUCUCUUUAUCAGUACUGCAACGCACACGGAUCCUGGCACAGAUGAGUUCCAAUCAGCAUUGUCAACGGAACUGGAGCCAGUGGGAUUGGACUUUUCCUUGCCAGGGACCCCACCAGACCUGCGCAUCUCUGAACAUCGUCGUCGGGUUCUACUGGGAAUUGCAGCGCGUCAAACAAGUACACAAGCAGGUGAAACUGCUCCAACUCUCACAUCGAACCAUACUAUGCAUUUCGUCAUCAGGGUUCUCAAGUCGUGGCCACGUACUAUGGCCAUGCACUACACAGAUAAUUUACCGCCAAUAAUUCACAAAGUACAGCUAGAAAAGGGUGUCCCUGAGCCUUUGGCAUACUGCUUCACGCUAGUAAGAAUGUGGGCUGGAUACGCGGAUGGGAGUCGAGAGUUGGUUCUGCAAACAAUACUUAAGGAAGUUCGAAGACUGAAUGAUGAGUAUCCUUACUAUGACGAGAUGAAUCUUCUUGCAGCUGUACAGUCCUUGAUAAUACUUCUGAUAAUCCUGUUCUUCGGACUUGGUCAGUCUGAAGCAUUAGCUCAUCCCAUUGAUGGUCAGCUACUUGUUGAUGCAUGGGAAAUGAAACAUACACUCGCGGCGACAGGUCUCUUCUUGGAUCAAGAGCUUGACCAUACUUUACCAUCGUGGAAAGACUGGGCGGUAGUAUCUGCUAAGCGUAGAACGAUAUUAGCUCUCCAUCAUCUUGAAUGGGCAUGGUCUCACUUGCACGGUUACCCGCUUCUCACAUGUCUUUCGCUUGGUCCAUUCCCGGCUCCUGCUGCUCGAUAUCUGUGGCAGGCUGGUAAUGAGCAGGAGUGGCAAACUUCGUAUCGCAGAUGGCUUGUACAAUGGGUUGGUGGCGUUUAUAGGAUGCUCGAGCUCUUUUAUAUCGAUCCUGGUGUUCCCUUGAGCGUGAGGUGCGAGAUGUGGUUAGGGGAGGUUGAUGAAUUUGGUAUGAUGCUUAUGGCUGAAGGUGCACACUUCUCUCCUGCCUAUGAAAACCUGUCUGAUCGCAAGCUAAUAUACUCGACAAGUUAA